CUUGACUUGGCGCAAUGUACACAAAAGCAACGGCUGAGGGUGAAAUGUUUUGUAUAAGCGUUUCGACUUUUAGGAAAUUAAUUUUUACAUCUUUGAAUGAUUAAAAAUAAAUAAUACCUAUGGAGAUAGUUGUUGUUCUAUCUAUAAAAACAUUAGGGCCAGUUUUAUGGUAAUUUCACUCAAGCCUUUCAAGAAACUAGAAAAGAGAAUACUGAUGAGAAUGAAAUUGUUCCGGUCGACUAACAUGUGUGUUACUGGAUCGUGGGGCAAAGCGUCUCCCAAUCGAUGAAGUAUGGUAUUAAAAGUUCUAAAUCCAUUAUUAGUUAAAAGUUCAGCACUUUUAAAAUGGCAACAUCAAUACAAACUUGCUUGCCUAAUAGUUGUAAAAAUCAACACCAAAUGAAAGCAGUAACUAAGAGUCCUAAUGUUAUACGACGUUCAGGAACAAGGCAGAAUUCUGCCAAUAGAAGAAGUGCUGUUGAGCGUUUAGAAGAAAGUAAAGCAAAUUAUGUAAAAUCAGAACGAGUAUUGGAUACUAAACAAGAAUUCAAGAAUAGCUCUCAUCUUUGUGUCAGCAAUGCACCACAAUUAGAUUUAUUAUUUAAGGUUCCUGCUAAACAAUCUCAUGACAAUAUAAGACUUACAAAUUCUUCUGAUGAAUUGAAACUUUCAUAUUUAAGAUUGCAACAUCAAUCUGGUAAUCAGCUUUCCAUAUCUCCUCCUGUAGCUCGAACUAGAGCUAAAUCCUAUUCAGAAUUCCGAGAUGCUCAAAUAACACGAAAACAUUCCUUUGCCAGUCAAGGCAGAAGAAACAGAAUUGAAGUCCUUAUAGACAUUGAAUCUCAGUUAAAACAGCUCAUAACUUCUGGAUCAAGAGAAAAUGUCUCAAUGACCCAUGAAUCCAUAGUUUCAAGUACUGCUCAUGCUGAAGCUCAAUUUACAUCUAAAACUUUAAAGACUGGUGAGGUACCAAAAGUUCGUAGAGGAUAUUCUGAUCCUAUUAGAAAAAGCUGCUGGACACCACCUGACCUAUCUAUAGAAACUAACAAUUGUAUUCACAAAAGUAUGCCUGACCUAUCCCCUUCUCCUUGUACUGCUCAAAUUCCUUGUUCCAGUUUGUCCUCUGGGGAUUCCAAUGAUGUACCACAUAGUGAAACUGCUGGGUGUGUUCAGUAUAUGUCUUCUAACCAUACUGUAGCCCACUAUAGCACCUCAGUUUCACAAGACUCUGAAAAAGAUGAAGACGUUUUUGAUUCUUAUAAGGGGCCUAGAAGAUUUUCAAAUGGCACUGGUAUGUUACAUUUGACUCCUUAUUAUUCAGCCUCAAGUCAGCUUCAGAGGAGGCCUGUAAGCCGUUCCAAGUCGGACGUUUCUCAUAGAUAUUCAAAAAGAGGUUCUGAAUAUUUUCCCCGUAGAAAUAAUUACACAAGUGCAGAAAUUGAAAGAUUCUUUGAUACUAUGGGACUUGACACUAAUGUUUGGCAUCAUAUCACAUCUCCAUCUUCAGUCUCCAGUCCUCCUUGUUUCUUUGAAAGUGUUAGCUCUGUGGAUUCUAAUGAAGAUCGAUCCAGUGUCUGCAGUGAUGAUUCUGUACCAGAACCUCCUCGGGAAGGUUUGAGAAAUCAAGAUUUGAGAGUGCAUGGCCCAUUGGAGACCUCAAUAGUCGAGAAAAAUGCUAGAGUCAUCAAAUGGCUAUAUAAUUGUCGUAAAGCAGCUUAUGACUCAUGAUUGCUGAGCUAAUUUAUUUUUCAGUCUUUCAUUAGGUUCACUGGGUGCUUAUGUUGCAGCAUUCUUCAGAUGAUGCAGACGCCUUAUAUUAAAAUUUUGCUAAGUGGUUUGAUCAUUGUAAAGUAAUGUCAUGGUUCUGCCUGGUGCAGGAGACUGAACAUUUUGCUCAUUCCUUGUGAUAAUUGUGUCAUUGACACGUGUACUUAAUUGUCUUUUGUAAAGACUUCUAGAUACUAUGCAAUGAAAUGAAUGACUGUAGAUCUCAAAGGGGUUCAGGCUAAUAUUUUAAACCAGCACUCUUUGUUGUUUCCUAGUUAGUUUUCUUUGGUUGGAAAACGUAUCAUAUUCUAGAUCGGUAUUUAUUUAAUGUGGGUAUAGUUUGCAUUCAUGUAGCAAUUACAAAUAGAAACUUCAGAAUUAAAAUUAAAUCAUAUAAAAAUCAAUUAUCAAUAUUUGACAUAAAUUUGUAUUAUGCAAAUCCAUCUUUCAUAAAGGAAGUUUACUGCAUCCUAAUCUGGAUUUGUAUGAAAGUGCCACAUAAUUAAGAAACUCUUUUUAACCUGCUUAACAUUAAACUUUUUUUUGUUUAUAUAAUUUACUUUUAUUAGUUUUUUUUUUUUUAUUUUAAAAAAUUUAACCUUCUUUCUGAGGUAACAGAGAAAUUAUUUUUACAGCUGCUCAUAAAUUUAAGAAUUGAUUAUAAGCCUGUCUUCUUUUUAAAUUAGCCAUGCAAAGUAGAUUAUAUAUUAUCAGAUUUGCAUUAUUUUAUCCUCUCAUUCUUUUGCUAAUAUGUUAUUUAAUCUUAAAAACACAAUUGUGCAAUCGCAAACUACUUCUGGUGCUCAUAUUGAAUUUGUAUAAAUUUUGGUGCUCUUUUAUAAUAAUUUUCUUCCAUGUGACAUAUAUAAACCUUAAAAUCUUAUUCUUCAUUAUGCACAAAAUUAUUUCAAUUAAGUAUUUAUAAAUGUUUAUCAAUUAGAUGAAUCUUUUUGUCUUGUAUCCCAUUAUAUAUAUAUUUUUUUUAACUAAGAUCUUCAAUACCUUUACAUAUCUUCUAAUUUUGGACAUAACUUCUUUAAUUUUCUGUUGUUACCAUUUUGAUUUGCUUUUAAUAUAUAUUUGUUGUGCUUUCCUAUUUCCUUCUUUCAAUGUUUUGCUUCAAAAAAUAUUUGUGAUAUUCCAAAGUGAAAACUAUGUUUUAUUGCUAUUUCUCAUUCAGUUAUUUGUUUGAUGUAAUGCUCACAAAUAGGUUAUGCAAUAUUUAUCAAAUUAAAUAUUUUUGUAUAAGUAAGGUACAUAUGUUUUCCAUGAAAUUAGUUUUAGGAAAUUUUCAUUCUCCUUAAAACAAUUAAUUAUACUAAACUAUGUUUUUUAAAAAAAAUUUAAGCCACAGCUUUUUACUUAAUAUAAGAAUAAUAUAGAUACUGUUGUCUCUGUCAUUAUUAUGCAUUAUUUUUAUGUGUACGUUUUUUCUGCAAAUCCAUCUUCUUUCAGCUCUCUAAAAAAGAAUGGAGUGGGGAAUGCUAACAUGUUAUUAAUGUAAUUUGUUAUUUACUACCAAAUAUGGAUAAUUUAUUAUUGAUAUUUAACUGCAAAUUUAAACUAUUAACCGCUACUAAUAAAUUUAACCAUUUAUUGCAAAUUUAAACUUUGAUUACAAUGUAUUUUUUAUUGCAAUUAUGGUACAGAAAAGGGAUAGAUUUAAAAAAGGAAUAACAUUUUGCAUUUUAUAAUGCUUAAAAUUUGUUAUCUAGUUUUUCUUUUGCACAAUAUUUAUUAAAAUCUGAAAAUGAUAUUUUAAACUUGUUUGAUAAAAAGUUCUAUCUAAGAAAUGUAUUACUUUGAAAAAAUAAAAAUUGUGCAUAAUAAAUUUAAAUUUAUUUUUAAAAUUCCUUUUAACAAUACUUAUCUUUUGUUUCUUGCCCUUUAAAUAAAUUUUAGAAGAAGAAAGGUUUUUUGAAUUUUCAGUUAUUAUUGAAAGCUUAAUUUAAAUAUAAUGUUUUAUUAAUCUUCCAUACAAAAGAUAUCUGAUCUAAUUUAAAGUUUUUUUUUUUUCCCUGCCUAAAUUCAUAUCAUUGAAAAAAAUGUCUAAUGUAUUAUGAAAAGAAGUAUUACAUAUUUUUUUGCUUUCUUACUAAUCUAAAAUGUAAUAAUUAAAUUUAUAUAUUAAUUUAUGCCAUGAUCUAUAUUUAAGGUUUGUGACUUAGAUUUACUCCAUGUUAAUUAGUUCUGCAGUGUUGGAAAAUGUUAUCUGUAUUUGUGUAUGAUGGUCUUUGUAUUCUCAUGCUGUGUUAAAUUUUUUUUUAAAAAAUGUUUCUUUAUUUGUGCCUAAUGUCAAUUUAUCAGAUUUAAAUGUGAAAAUUUCCCCAGCGUCUUCCUUUAGUCUGUUUUUAAUAUUAAACAAUUUUUGAAAAAAUGGCCUUAUACUGAUGAACAUAUCGAUAUUUAUUAGAAUAGUAUUUUUAAACUAGGAUAUACAUGUGUCACAGUAACUGUAUUUUUAUGUCAACUUUUACAUUAGAGAAAAUGGAAUUAUGUUGUAUAUCAAAUUUAGACUUGACUGAAAUGUGUUACGUAUGUGAAUUCAAUUCAUAGCUUGCAGUAUUAUUUCAUAUAAUGGUAGGUGUGCUUAAUUUCUUGAAGUUUAUUAUUACUUAUUUAAAAAUUGCAUAAUUAAGUUACUAUUAUUAGUGUAUUAAAAAGGACUUAACUACAUUUGUAGUAUAUAACCAGCCUUAUGACUUUAAAAUUUCUACAUUUUAUACAUUCACCUUAGCUAAUUUAAAAUGAUUUAACAAGUUAAGCAGCUAUUAUUUAGAAAAUUAGUUAACUAAAAUAGCAUAUAGUAAUUAGCUAACAAAAAUGGUUUUAACUUUUGAAUAAAAUGUUCUAAUAUUUUUGUUUGCUUUAAGAAAAAAAGAAUUUUUUUUAGGUAAUUGGAAUUUGAACUCAUUUUGAAUAUAUAUGUAAAGAUUUUAUUUUAUUUUUACUGUAGAUGUUUUAUCUAAUGAUUCCAUUAUUAAUCCUAUUUUAAUAUUCCAUGAAUAAUUUCUAAUUUUGCACUUAAAUGACAGUACACUAUGACUUUACAUUAUUUCCUUGAUCCCUAGUCUAUCAUUUGUUAGUGUUUUUAUUUAUUAGGUUGUGGAAUGCUAAUGCAUUUUUAUGUUAUGUUGUAAAUAUAUAUAUUUUUCCUGACAUAAUUAAGAUUUUUUGACUUUGUUAAUUGCUGAUAACAAUAUUGAAGUGCAUGUACUUUUUGUAAAAUUCGAUUCUUAAACAGUCAAGAGAAGUUGUGAUCUCAUCAAAUUUUUGUUAUACAAUCGUGAUUCUUUGAUAUGGAUCUUAAAUAGUCACAAUUUUUCAAAUUUAUAUUGUAAAAUAUUUGUGAUUUUAACUGUGGUGUUUGUUGAACCACCUAAAAGGACCAGUUGUAAUUUAUAAAAACAGCUUGUCUACCUAGAAUAAAAUGUUUUCAAAAUC
This is a messenger RNA of Argiope bruennichi, 5211 nucleotides long. RefSeq lists its product as uncharacterized. The record is from RefSeq and is a predicted model, not a curated record. The transcript has 5 exons. NCBI's taxonomy places the organism in Eukaryota, Metazoa, Arthropoda, Arachnida, Araneae, Araneidae. Bases 346 to 1728 code for a protein of 460 amino acids.